CCGCGACGAAGAUGCUCUUUUUCAUUCCUCGUCUUGCAAGAUGAUGGAGAACCUGUUGUUAUCGCUGGUCUUCAUUGCUUUCUUCUGCUUAAUCUUCUCCUGUAAUGGGAUCGAGUCUCCCCAGUUCACAGUCGUUCAUUCCGAAUCAGAUUUCGAGAUAAGACUUUACAGAGAAUCUUCGUGGAUGUCAGCUCCUGUUACAGAAAUUUCGUUCGAAAAGGCAACAAAGGAAGGCUUUCACAGAUUAUUUCAGUACAUCCAAGGUGCCAAUUUAAACUCCUCUAGAAUCAGAAUGACAGCUCCUGUGCUGACAAGCAUCGUCCCUGGAGAAGGACCCCUAGGCUCAUCAGCCUACUUUGUUCAGUUCUACUUGCCAGUGAAGUUUCAAGCAGCACCACCUCUACCUCUCCCAGAGCUGAACCUCCAAUCUGAUGCAUGGGGAAGCCACUGCAUCGCAGUCAGGAAGUUCUCAGGGUUUGCUAGGGACCCAUGGGCAAACUCCACUGCUUCUGAUGGUAAAUAUGCAUACUCAAUUGCACCGUAUAACUCUCCUUUUCGGCUAAUCGGGCGCAUAAAUGAGGUCUGGGUGAAGGUUGAUGGAUCUAAACUGGAUGAUUGUGGAUCCAGUGGCGUAGCUACACAGUGAAUAUUCUCUGAAUUUGGUGGGCCCUAUUGAGAUUUGCUUGAAUGUAUAAUGCUGUAUAGUACUUUGUGUCACUGUACUCGUGUAUUCAUGGAUAUCUAUAUAAGAGUAUAGGAAACUGUUGCUGGAUAUUUCAGUU
Messenger RNA from Telopea speciosissima, 782 nucleotides. Its product is annotated as heme-binding protein 2-like. The transcript has 2 exons. Lineage: Eukaryota; Viridiplantae; Streptophyta; Magnoliopsida; Proteales; Proteaceae. The coding region runs from base 41 to 646 and encodes 201 amino acids. The record is from RefSeq and is a predicted model, not a curated record.